Messenger RNA from Amphibalanus amphitrite, 825 nucleotides. RefSeq lists its product as uncharacterized. The transcript has 2 exons. The record is from RefSeq and is a predicted model, not a curated record. The coding region runs from base 346 to 663 and encodes 105 amino acids. Lineage: Eukaryota; Metazoa; Arthropoda; Thecostraca; Balanomorpha; Balanidae.
GCCCCGCAAAAGACCAUCGUCACUAACGACAACAGAGCUAUGAACAAUUGCUUUUUAUGCACACAAUUUUAUGCAUUGCUUAAUGUUUUUUUUUUGUCAUUCAAUGCCGUGUUGAUCUUCUAUUUUCAAAGAUUAAAGCAUAAUGACGUCAUAAUCGAUGUAUCUAUCAAGUGUUUUUAUUUUUAUAUACCUUGGUGUGGUCUACCAACUUAGCGUUAUAAUUCGGCUGGGCUGGGCAUAUACCAAUGCCAUAUAUAGUGCAUAUACCUUGCUUUCGGCCUCCGUUCAUCAGCUAUAACUGUUUUCCAGCAAUUUUCUUCACACAGCGGUGUGGGUUAAGUCAACAUGAAGAAGCUGGAUAUUGAUAUUACUUUACCAGAAUUACCGACUGAUGAAGAAGUACAUGAUGAUGUCAAAAAUGCUCCCACAGAUGACAUUGUAUUCACAGACCUGGCAGACAAGCUGGCGUCGGCGCGCGGCGGCGAGGCGCCCGGCGCCGAGGCCGUCUUCCUGCAGGCGCACCGGCUGCUGAGCACGUGCGACAAGCUGCGGCACGGCGCGCGCCACGUGACCGCGCAGCUGGAGCUGCUGCAGCGCGAGCGGGCGCGGCUGGCGCUGCUCGUCAGUGACGCGCGCGGCCACGCGGCGGCCGGCGAGCGCUGAACGUCACCAGCCGCGCACCGCCAGCCGACAGAAGGGUAGGCGCCCCAGCCCGCCAGACGGGCCCCCAGGCAGUGGCUGCCAGGGGCCCAUCACCUCGCCCAUCAACCGCAAUUCACAGCAACAGAACGCUUACAAACAUAAUAUAUCGUGUAUAUUUUUUUA